Messenger RNA from Ornithodoros turicata, 5030 nucleotides. RefSeq names its product sorting nexin-21-like (gene Snx21). Gene Ontology annotation, biological process: protein transport. The transcript is spliced from 3 exons. Bases 269 to 1261 code for a protein of 330 amino acids. Gene Ontology annotation, cellular component: early endosome membrane. The record is from RefSeq and is a predicted model, not a curated record. Lineage: Eukaryota; Metazoa; Arthropoda; Arachnida; Ixodida; Argasidae. Gene Ontology annotation, molecular function: phosphatidylinositol phosphate binding; protein binding.
CAGCCGCACGAAAUUCCCGUCGAAGGCAAAAGGGAUCGGCAGCUCAGCAGCUGAUUUGUCCAAUAUACCGUGUAAAUUUACGGCUCAUUUAUUUAUUUAUAUUUAGCCCGUCGUUAUACGUAAACAAAACACUCAUGGCGUCGUUAGAAGUAUGUUCAGGAGAGGAGCGACGUUAGAGCAGUUGAGAUGAGCCAUUAGACCAGCGAAUGCCCGAUAUUACACACUGCUGGGACAUGGAAACUGCUGACAUCAAAGACUAACGUCGUAUAUGAUGAACACCGAUGAUAUUAAUUCUUCACUGUCGGAUGACAUCGAUGAGUUCUGGUGUCCCCAAGUCGGAGGAACUCUGUGCUUUUCUUCUGAUAUAGUGGACUAUUCAGGCGAACAUUUGGUCUCUUCAACAUCAAGGACGAUCCGUUUGUGGUCCAAAACAUCUCAGCCGACGCCACCCAUGGCUUCAUCUGGUGACGCUUCAUUGCGAGCAGGCCCUCAACAGGUGACUUUUGAAAUAGUGUCUGCCAAGACUCAGUUGGAAGGGCGAAAGAAAUUUGUGUGCUACACAGUGCUGGUAAAAAAAGCGCAUGGCCUGGAAAGAAACCCUGGUGUCCUGGAACGGCGGUAUUCAGACUUUCUCGCUCUCAUCACCGGGCUGCAGAGACGACAUCCGACAUGUUCCCUGCGAAACUUUCCCUUUCCACGAAAAGCCUUGAUUGGCAACUUCACUGCAGAAGUGAUCACUGAGCGGAGUCUCGCCUUUCGAAAACUGCUCUCUCAAAUCUACGCUGCUUCUGAGCUGCGUCGCUCUCCAGAAUUCUCAGACUUCACGUGGGGUCGUGAAGUGCGCCGUGCCCAUCGUCUCAUGAUGGCUGGUCAGUUUGAGGAUGCUGCGGUACUUCUUGAGAACGCAUUUUCAGUGCAGGACAAAAUUCUUGGGAGCGAAGACAGAGACACUUUUGCUACACUGGCCAUACUCACUGCAUGCCUUAAUGCAGUAGAUAAUGUGUCAGAUGCGCAGAAGUUCGCAGAAAUUGCUCUAGGGCAGAAGGUGACCCAGCCCUGGAGCAUUUGGGAUAAAGAACAAAGCGAGUUGCAGGUGCCGUUGCUAGUGCUGUCAAUCAGACUUUGGUGGGCUGUCGGCAGGGACAAAAGGGAGUUAGAGGCCAGGUUGAAAGAAGUCAGAGAGGCUGGUAUAGUAGUAGACACCCUGCCUACAUUGUUGGAGCUCAUUCUUAAGAAGGACUGUUCAGCCUUUUAUUCAUAGUGCAGCUCGAUGCGUCAGUGAUGGUCGGUAGCAGAUCAAUACAGCGUUCUAGUAAUAUAUGACAUUAGAAUUUGUGUAAAGCAGCGUUAAUUAAGUUGAACACAGUACAGUGAUGAAGGAAGGUGGCUCUCCAUCUGUAAUAGCAGUAGACAAUGUGAUGUACUUGUGUAAUGCAGCAGUUGAUCUCUGAUGGUAUUGGAUGAUACUGUUAUGUGACGGCUGUAAAAAUAGCGGGCGUUUUUGUAAUAUUUUUACACCAAUGUAGAUACUAAAAUUAAAUAAUACACGUAAUUGUAUCCAGCAUAGCAUUGCUAUAAAAUGUGAACGGGCAUUUUCUGCAGAAUACAUAGAAACAUUUUUGUUUGAGGAAUGCAAUUUGCUGUUCUUUGUACAUAGUACUUGUUUCCACCUAAAGGAAGCUUUUACGAGUCAUGCAUGAGAUGUUGAAAAAAGAAAUGUUGGUGGACAAAGAGACAGUGAUUGUGAAGAAAUGUGUGGGGACAACCAGUUAUGAGUGCUUUUCUGCGUGGUAUGUGGUACCCAUGACAUGAAAACAGGUAAGGUGGCCAUGAUCCUCCAACAAGGAAUGUAAAUGGUUGCAGGAUGUAGACAUAAUUUUACUUCAUGUUUAGUAAGUUAGUUGCAUGUUGCAUGCACUAAAAUGCAGGAGUGUAAUGAAUAAGAGCAUUAUAUUUAAGGGUUGUGCUGCAGGUACCUAUUACGGAGAGAAGCCAAUAGAUUGGUGAUGCGUGUGGUGGUCAGAAGCAGCAAGUCCAUGCCACUUACCCCAUAGUACCUUCAGGUACAGUUCUCCCAUUAGGGUCGUGAGGCAUUUUAGUCUAUCAUAGUACAGUAGCAUUGCUGUAACAUUAGCAUGACAAACUACUCACAUUAAGCAUUUGCCAUCACUGUGAGAUUUAUACCAUGACUUCAUCCACCGGGGGCACACAACAGUCAGUGCUAAAAAAAUGUCACCAUGUUUUUGGUUUGAUUGUCAGCAAUUCUGUUUCAAAAUUAGCGUAUACUUCACGUUGUGUAUUUCUGCAUCCAGGGUUAUGUGCAGGAUCUUCAUUUGGGUGGCGUGUGACAUCCACCUGACUUGGCUACUGGUGGGCAUAAUCCUAAAAGAGAUGUUCAUGUUGGAUUUGCAUCUAACAUCAUAAACAUAAUUUGCAUCUUUCUGAUUAUUUAUGGGGUUGGCACCUACGAAUAUUUUGACGUUGUAGUUUGGUGUAAGGUUAAGUGAAAUAAUUUAAUGUAAUGUACUUAAGUUUUAAUUAUUUGCUAAUUUAGUUAAAGUAAAACAAUUUAAUUAAAAGUAAUGGAAGUAAAGUAAAAUUCUAUGCUCAUGACCUCGCGGACCUCUUCAACGGAGAGAGCCACCCUAAAUUUUUGUUGUGGGGGUGCCAGGAAAACCUGUCAUCUAUCUAAUUUUUGACACUUUCUCUACGCCUGUUGUAUUCCAACUGUUUCUGUGCAGCAUAUUUUUGUGUUUCCACAUACUUAUUGGUAGAAGGCACAUACCCACACUGUCUGGAGCAUACUGCCUUUGUGGAGGCAAAUUCAUAAUAUGGUGCAGGUUCAUCUUGGGGACUUUGUUGGACUGAAGCACAACAAUGAGUCUCAAGUAGUAUAUUGUUCAAAAUUUGCAUAUUACGCUUAGGUAAUUCAUGAAGUGCAGAAAUUCAAAGCAGUAAGUUGGACCAGCAAUAUUGUGUACUUCACGUGUAGUGUAUCUGGUGACACACCCGCCUUAAAACAGCUUCCUUCUGUGGGGACCACCAUGCUGAGCGGACGUGUGCCAAAUUGUGAGAAGCCAUUGGGAGCUUUCCUGGUAAGGUCCAUGGCCAAUUGCCUGGACUUUGUAUGGGUGUUAGCAGCCGGCUUUGCUGGUACCUGUUACGGACACAGUGCUGAUGUGUACAGUUUAUGCACAUCAAUGUGUCUAGGCGUUAAUAUUCAGUAUGUGACUGCAAAAACUAUAAGAAUGCUAUAAUUAUACUUUAGCACAUUCCGUACAGAGUGCAACAGUGUUCACAUAAGUUGUUGAAGUUUGCAUGUGUGUGGUACGAGUUUAUUUCUGAAGCUUACUUUUGCUGUGUAUAUUAUUUUGCUUUUGCCUUGCACUGCCACAAGUAGAAAGAAUGUAAUUGUAUAAAAGUAGUGUUUCAACACUGGCAAAUACACAGUGCACAGCUAGAUUGUGGACAGGAUGUUUAGAGAAUAAAUCAUAUUCACACAUCAUCAUUUGUAGUGGGCUGCUGCUCAUACUCAUACUCAUUUUUUUUCUUUCUCAUGUACCGUUGUUUUAGUAGUUAAACUGCUGUGGAUGAACAUGUUUUGUAUAGAGGCACUUGAUGAAGUAAGACAUGGUAUUGCCAAUGCACAAGUUAGUUGUUUUGUUCUGUAAAUGAGGAUGGCAAAACAGGUACCCUCUGAACCUCCACCAGCAGAGUUGUGUCGCAUCCUCCUGUGAUAUAAAACCGUUUGUGUGCACACACAAAAAAUGACUGCUGUCGUGUAGGAGCAGUACACUAGCAGAAGUUGAACAACAUGGGGGAGAGGGGAAAUUAGAAGAAGCAAAACAAAAGUCAAUGGCUGGCACCAGAACUAUGGAUAUAGGACUUGAUGUAUUUGUGACCCUGUAAUAGCUUUCACAUUUUUGCUGUUUCAUUGUACUUUUGUUGCAAGCAAAGUGCAGUGCAUACAGGGUGUCUUCACCUGAUGUGUAAAAAAAUUUACAGUUAAAAACUAUGUGUAUAAAGCAUAUGGGAUCUGUGCUAGUUACUGUUCAGAAGUCUGUUGCCACAUACAGAAAGUAAUGAUAUCUAAUUUGAAUUGCAAGUGACUAAAUUUUCUGAAUUGAACUCUAAGGUAUGCGAAGUUAAAGUGUCCUUCUUUGUUUCUUUGCCAGAAUCAGGAAGUGCAUUGCGGAUCCACUCCAAUCCAUCCCGAAAUACUCUACUAAGUGCAAUGGUUACAGCUGGAAUGGGUGCGUAAAUCAUUGCUUCGAGAAGUGCAAUUGCUAGGCCACGCUCGGUUCUUCAUCAGGUCACUGCAAGAAGUGAUGGAAGAAAGAGCACGGCCCCUACUCUUCACAUUUCCUUCUCACUGCUGGUACAGAUACCGGUAGCUGUGUAUUCUUGCUGCUGUUAUCAGUGGAAGUGUUCAGAAAGAAACUAGAGAGUUGGCACCCCUUCUUGCACUUAAGAAGAGCAAAUCCGCAAUGUACUUCCCGAUUCUGGCAGGAAAGAAAACAGUUACAUUAACUCUGUAAGUCUCGGAGUUCAAUCUAAAUGCAAUUACACUUCUUUGACGGGACACUCUGGCUUGAUAGGGAAGACGCACUGUAUAAUGGCAGCCACACAUUAUCACUGAAACAUUAUGGUUAUAGAUUAUGCACAUAAAGUGAUGCCCUAUAGCUGUGGUACUAGUGUUGAUACAAACAUGGAGUUUUGUUCCAGCUACGUAAUCCUCCUGUGGACAUAUGCUGAUCUGAUCUUUUGCUAUGCUGAGCACUAUUAAUUUGUAGACCAAAGAUCUGGUUGCUUUAUUUUGUUCGAUUGUGAUUGUGAUACAAAAUAGUCUUUUAACUGCUUGUUAGAGUGCAUUUAUAAGGAUUCCUACUUAUUCUAUUACAAGCAGCACUUGCAUUGUAGCAUACACUGCUGGUGCGCCUGUGUAGUUCAGAGUUCCUAUGUUCUUCUAGAAUUAUCAGUAAGCUUAUUGUGUGUAAUGAUGACCACUAAAUAAAUAUGUAUGCCUGUAU